AUGAGCAAGUGGCAGCAGGACGUGUUACUGUCGCGGGGAGAAGAAGUGCCUCAUCGCCGGCACGGACCCGACAGGCGGUGCAUCUUCCUGUAUGACCUCGAGGACUGGUCCAUCCGCGGCCUGGACCGCCCCCAACGAGCCGAAGGAGUGGAGAACCAUCUCCGUGGCCGCCGGCGACGCGCUCUACGUCAUGGACGAGAGGCAACUAGUACCAGACCACCGCAGCCGCGGCAGCGGCUUCGAGGCCCUCACCUACGACCUUACGUUUGCUCGCGCCUGGCUACCACCCCAUUCACAUCGGCACAUGCACGGUCAUCGCUGGCUCCAGCAUACUUCUGGAUAUCCACGCCAGGCGUCGGGACCUACUCCUUCGACACGGCGAGCAGCUUGUGGAUCAAGGCGGGCGACUGGGAGCUGCCGUUCCGCGGCUGCGCCGACUACUUCACUGAGUACGGCCUGUGGCUCGGCUUCUCGUCGCAGUGCAGCCUGCUCUGCUCGUCGGACCUCGCCGCCUCCCCUGCGCUGGCUGAGACGGCGAUACAGAACGUCUGAGAGGAUCUCCUCGCGCCGGGGGACUGGAUCCCGCAGAACUCGCAGCUGGUGCACCUGGGAUCCAGCAGGUUCUGCGUCUCCAAGUUCGUCGAGACGGAGUACAAAGUACCGAACACGGAGGGUGAAAUCUUGAGGCAAAACGAGAAGUUCGCCGUGCUCACUGGGUUGACGCCGGAGCCCACCGGGUUCGGCAAGGGGCCCCGGAUGAUGAAGCACAGGUCUCGACGUUACAAGUUGGAGGGCACGAUCAGAAAUUGGAUAUUUUGAGUUGCAGAACAAAUCAACCAACUCGAGUGAUCCAUCCUGUCAAUAUCCAUCAGUACCCUUUUGUGAAAUAUUUUGUUCAGUUUUCCUACGCUUUAAUAGACUGAAAACAACAUUCUUACACUCGACGUCGUCGUCGUCUUCUCCGGCGCGCUGCCAUGUCAGGGUUCGAGAGAGGGUUUAAGUUCCAGGGUUCUAGAGGUCCCUCGAGCUCAGAGGGAUGACCGAUGCAGCGACCGGACUAACGACGUGGCGGUGCAGCGAAACGACGGCGGCGGCAGUGGAGCCAGGGCAGUGGGCGCGGUGCCAGCUAGGUAGCUACGACUCGACAUCGUCGGGCUAGUGAGCCAGUCCGACGGCAGGAGCGUUGCCGAGGUGAAGGGCAGGGGAGCGCGCGAGCUGAAGCGAACAUGGCUGCAAAGAGAAGAGAGAAUCGUGCGAACGAUGUAAAGAUGAAAGGGUGGUGUUGUGCAAUUGGAAUAAAAUGUUUUGCUUGCCAGGAACCGAGACUAACUCAGUUAA
Messenger RNA from Phragmites australis (common reed), 1338 nucleotides. RefSeq lists its product as uncharacterized. Bases 1 to 552 code for a protein of 183 amino acids. The record is from RefSeq and is a predicted model, not a curated record. Lineage: Eukaryota; Viridiplantae; Streptophyta; Magnoliopsida; Poales; Poaceae. The transcript has 2 exons.